AUGACCUCUGCCUUCGAGUACAUAGUGGACAACGGAGGCAUCACCACCGAGGACGCCUACCCAUACGUCACGGCCCAAGGCAGGUGCGACUCUGAUGCCACACAGCUGGCCGCCACCAUCAGCGGCUACCAGGUCGUGCCUGCCAACAACGAGGACGCGCUCGCCGCCGCUGUCGCUAACCAGCCCGUGUCCGUGGGCAUCGAUGGAAAGCAGCCGAGCUUCCAGAUGUACAGUGGUGGCAUCAUGAUUGGCAACACCUGCGGCACAGAAAUCAACCACGCGGUCACCCUGGUGGGCUACGGUGUCCAGCAGGAUGGGACAAGCUACUGGCUCAUCAAGAACUCAUGGACCCAAAUCUGGGGAGAAGGAGGUUACAUGAAGCUCCACAGAGGCACGGGCGCUUGCGGCGUUUACAUGCUGGCUUCUUACCCUGUCGCAUGA
Molecule: messenger RNA, 441 nt
Organism: Triticum turgidum subsp. durum (durum wheat)
Lineage: Eukaryota; Viridiplantae; Streptophyta; Magnoliopsida; Poales; Poaceae
Source: the annotation of a GenBank genome assembly